Messenger RNA from Penicillium daleae, 198 nucleotides. RefSeq lists its product as uncharacterized. The record is from RefSeq and is a predicted model, not a curated record. Bases 1 to 198 code for a protein of 65 amino acids. NCBI's taxonomy places the organism in Eukaryota, Fungi, Ascomycota, Eurotiomycetes, Eurotiales, Aspergillaceae. The transcript has a single exon.
AUGACACGCAAGAUCCUUGAACCUUUCCCACCAUUUAACGAGUGGACGGUGCCCUGCUGCACACUGUCCGGUUACAAGCGGGCUCCGGGCCGGCCACGCCUCGGCAAGUGGGGUUUGUUUGAUAAUGGCAUUCACGAUGAACGAACCGAUAAGCAGCGUCCACCCCACAAUGACAAUGCCAAUGCCACAAAGAGCUGA